Lytechinus pictus (painted urchin) is the source of this 5699-nucleotide messenger RNA. Its product is annotated as transcriptional repressor p66-beta-like. The transcript has 7 exons. NCBI's taxonomy places the organism in Eukaryota, Metazoa, Echinodermata, Echinoidea, Temnopleuroida, Toxopneustidae. Gene Ontology annotation, molecular function: sequence-specific DNA binding. The record is from RefSeq and is a predicted model, not a curated record. Gene Ontology annotation, biological process: negative regulation of transcription by RNA polymerase II. Gene Ontology annotation, cellular component: NuRD complex. Bases 191 to 2659 code for a protein of 822 amino acids.
AGUGCUAUCAGGGAAUUCCCUGGUGCUACCAUUCAUGUACUUGUGUGUGUGUGUGUGUGUGUGUGUGCUGACAACGUGUGCAUUUGCUGAGGUCUUUACAUAGCACUGUACCUGUGUAUCUUCUAUCUGACAAACAUGCCAAGACUGAAAUGGAACUUUAAUAACAAUUCCUGAAGAUCCAGACUUCACUAUGUCCGAGGAGACACCCGACAUUACAACAGGGUCUGCACCUGGUAAAAGACCUCUGGAAUUAUCGUCAGAUAUCAAUCCUGAUUCAGAUGACUCAUCAAUAGCCCCUAAAAGGAUCAAAAUAAUUGAUGAAAACAACAAAGUAAAUUCACCGAAAUCACACAAUGCAAUCAGUAAUGGAGGACUCGACUCCCCUACAAGUAAUGGAGGAGAGGACAGACAUGAGCCGGAAGAUGGUAGCAAUCAAGAGGACCAAGCGGAAGCUCUGCCAAAGUACGUAAUGGAGGCAGAACCUUCACCACAGCCAGACACAAAUGGAAAGGGUGAGGAUACUGCUCCUGCUUCUGAAACAAACUCUGGUGAGCCUGCACCUUGCAACUUGAACAAUGAUAAGAGUGACAAGAGUGAUGGAAAGACAGGAGAGGAUCUUCAAAGUGAAAAGGAUACAGACCAGUCUGAUUCCCAUGAGGAUAAAUUAAAAAGUGUGAAUGUGAGUGAUAUAAAUCCAGAUAGGACAGAAAGCUCAGGGAGUUGCAAUGGUGAAGAUAACAAGGAGGCAUCAGACAAUAGAAAGGAAACUGUACUUAGUAGUGAGAAGGAUAAGUCUCAAGGUGAAAAGGUCAAUGGUGCAGAAAGUGACAGUGAAGCAAUGGAGGUGGAUGUUGAAAACGACUCAUUAGAAUCGGCAGGGACCAGCUUGGACAAUGCUAAACCGAAGUCAGAGACAACCAGUACGUCCGAUCCUCACAGUGUAAGUGACACCAGUGUGCCAAAGGACAGCUCAGGUGCGUCAAAAGAUUCAGUUGACAAUUCAACAAGUGAACAUCCUGUAGAAGAGGAUAUUGACUUACAAAACAGUGCUAAAGACAGUGAUUCUAAUGACAAAAUUGAAAUAAACUCCGAUGAAAAAGACAAUGAUGGUGAAAAGCGUGAUGAAAGUCAUCUGAAGGACAAGGAGAAAGGAGAAACAGAAAAUUCAGAACAGAAAACUAUGGAAGACUCUACAAGUGAUGCAAUGGAAAUCGGUGAAGAUAAUAAGGAGAACAAAGAAGAUAUCUUGAUGGAUUGUCUUCAUUUGCUUUCUGAAGAACAACAUGAAGCUCGCUCAAUCAUCAUGAAAAAAUUGCAGGAAGAAUUGAGAAAUGAGGAGACAAAAUUGCUACUUUUGAAAAAACUAAGAUUGAAUCAGCAACAGCCUGUAUCAGUACCGACUAAACCAGAUGGUGCAGCCUCAGCAGCAGGAGCUGGUACCAAUGGUACAGGACCUGUUCAAAUCCAUAGAACUGGACUGCCACAAAAUAUGGCUCAUUCCUCUAUGACAGGAACAAAGCCACAUGCUAGUAUUCAGCCACAAUCUAAUUCCUCCAAUCGACCUGACAUGCCCCAAAUGAUGCGUGGCACCCAUAUACAGCGGCAGUUACACAACUACCAGAAGGGCCACUCAGGACCACCACCCUUGAUCAUGGCACAGACAAGCAGAUCGUCCUCAUCAUCAUCAGCAGCUACAUCUCAGUCAGGUCAGAUGGUCCGUGCUCCUGUGGUAAGAAUUUCCACAUCCUCAUCGGCAUCGACCACUUCAACUCACAGUGUUUCACGCCAGAUGCAACAUCAACAGCAGUCAAGUAGCAGGCAGAAUCAGAUAGCCAAUGAUGGCCAGUCGGCAGCUAGCAGACAAGCAGCCGCAAAGUUGGCUCUUAGGAAACAGCUAGAGAAAACUCUUCUCCAGAUCCCUCCACCUAAACCUCCUCCACCUGAAUUGCACUUCUUGCCCAGUGCAGCCAACAAUGAAUUUAUCAUUCUUGUUGGGCUGGAAGAAGUGGUGAACACAAUACUUGAUCUUGAUAAAAAGGAUAAAAACCAGUCCAAGGGAUUUGUACAACCAUACAAGUGUGGGCAGUGCAACACUGACUUCACUACUAUAUGGAAGCAGGUAAAGAUGGAUCCAAAACAAGGCAUCAUGUGUGAGUCUUGCAUCGUGUCCAACCAGAAGAAGGCUCUGAAAGCUGAACAUACCAAUCGUCUAAAGACGGCCUUUGUCAAAGCAUUACAGCAGGAGCAAGAGAUUGAGCAACGCAUCCAGCAGAGUCAGAGUACAACUCAACAACCAUCCACUAGCAGGGUUAGCAGCAGCAGCAGUUCACAAAGACACAGGACUCAAAACGUGGUUCAUCGCAGUCAAGCUAGCAACAUUCACCACUCAUCAUCGUCCUCGUCAUCAUCGUCAUCUAGUCAGGCACAUAGGCAGAGGGUGAUGAAUCCAGCUCCAAGCCAGCGGGUUGUACAGCAACCAAUCCAUUAUGCCUAUAUACCCAACUUUCCUGUGUCUGCACCUCAGAUUCAGAUCAUCCCGAAGCAGCACAUGGUAGCUCCUCAUCGCCCCCCUACUGAGCGGCAACGGGAAUACCUACUGGACAUGAUCCCAUCCAAGGGACUUGGUCAUCCACAGAACUCUGUCAUAUGGAAACGAUGAGAAAUCUCAGAGACCGUAGAUUCCCCUCCCUGUUUCACCUAUCCCUGAUCAACGAUAUGGCUCCAUGUAGUACAGACAUCUUUAGAAUAAUUCUUCACCCUUUAAAAAUAGUUCUUUUCUUGUUCCAUACUUUAUUGAUGUUGUGUUAGCCCUAACCAUUUUCUCUCAGAUUAAUUUGUUAAUUUUUGGGUAUUCAGUAUUUGGCAUGUGUGAAGUUAGCUAGCAUCCUCUGCCAGUUCCAUCCAUUGGAUGGUAGGCUAACCCGAUUGAAAAAAAGAUGCGAUUGUUUUGACGGAAAGAAUCAGUAUAAGGAUACACCCUUUAAGUGCUUGCAUUAAUGCUUUCUUGAACCUAACCACAGCAUCACGUCUUAUUUCCAUGUCUUCUCAAAAUUGCAAAUUAUGUCUGGUUUAAAAAAAAUGGUUAAUGAUUUUUUCUAUAUUGAUAUUAUUAUAGCAUGGCCUUGUGUUUACGAUUUAAUCCAUUUUUAGUUUUUUGUUUGUUUUAAUUUCCCCUAAACAGUGUAAUUUGUGAAACCUCUCCCCCAUUCCACUCAUCUCCUAUGAUUGCUCUGUUAUUUCUCUAAUGCAAAUGUGUUCAGAUGUGUUAUUUAUAUGGACUAAGUAAGCAUAAUGGUUAAGUUCAAGAAAUGGUUACAAGUAACUUAAUUUGCUUCAGUCUUCUUGUUAGCCCUUGAUGACGGCCAAUCUACCUGGGUACCAUCCUCUUGCUUUGCUGUCCCCCAAAUUUCUCUUACUGACAUGGUUACCCAUCUGAUUUUUUCAGAAAAUUGCCUUGCUCUCUUAUUGGCUUUAAUUACUGCAAUGGCUGUCAUGCUCUAUUGAUCCUUAGUAUAUUAAUUAGUAUUGUGCAAUCUUAGCUUGCUUUAACGUGUUACCAUUGUUUACUGAUUUGGUAAAGAAGUGAAUGUAUCUUCAUUGCAUGAUUGACCCAAUAUAUAUGAUACCUUGAAAAGUUGAAAGCCAAUUCAGUGUAAGAAUAGUGUGUGAACUCAUAUAUGGUGAAAAUCACUGAAGUGGGGAUGGAAUCAAGAAGGGGAUUAAAUGAUGGUCAUAUUGUAGAAUUAUUUGGCUAAGGUGGCCAAAAUAAUGUGUUCUCAUCCUUUAUUCAGUAAUAUCCUACAUGUAAUGAAUGGGAAUUGCAAGAAACAUGAAAAUUAUUUGAUUGGUAAUUUUAGGCCCACCCCCCCCAAAAGUCAAGUAAUUAAUUGCAAGUUUUGCAAUUGAUUGCUAAAAUGCUUCUCACAAGAGAGUGUAUUUCAUUUUGCUGUGAUAUAUUGAUAUGGAAAUUGAAAUUUGCAAUCAGUUGCAAAUGAAUUUCUUGCAAUACCCCCAAAGUUUGUUCAUUAUUUACAUGUAUUCCCUACUGCUUGCCAGCAUUGCAUGUUAGGGAGUCUGUAUUGGUUGAAAUCUUAUUUUGUCCAAGUGUAUAUUCUUGUGGAGUUUAGUGUAAAACCAAAAUACUAAGGGAAAAAAAUGGAAAUGUACGUCCAGUUAUGUGAGAUAAUUCAGGAAUUAAGAUGGUCUCUGUCUAACACAGUUAAUGGGUAUAACUUACAUGUAUGUUUCUCCCAGGGAAUAAUAUAGUCUGACUUUAUUUAACAUAUAUUUAUGCAACAUAACAUCAAUAUGUAUAAAUGACGUUUCCAAACCAAUUUUUUGGGGGACUUUCUCUCCUGGUUGGAUAUCGACAUGAUUCACAUUUCAUGUCAUAAGCGAAUAGAAAAUGUAAUAUAUUGAAUUAUUGAUUACAAAAUUAAUAAGAUGACUGAUUGGAUAACUUGCUGUAAGGAUGUUUUUAUUGUUAUAUUCUUGCUGUAAGGAUUUUUAUAAUCUUCUUACCAUGGAGUAUGCACACAAAACAUUGAGAUCAAAUAACCUAGAAAGAUAUUUCAGAGUGCAAAUUCCCUUAAAGAUGUUCAUGUGCUACCAGUUUAAAUUUCAACAUAGAAUUUCAUAUUUAUCAAAUAUAAUGUCAUAGAGUAAUCUCUAUUUGUUGAUCUUUAAUGAUCCAUGUAGCUUGUAUAGCAUAUAGGACCACACCCUUUUUCCUAGCAUGCAAAAUCUAUCAUAUGAACAGCAUGGUUUAACUAACCUAAACCCUUGUGAUAAGUCAUCAUGCUGACAAUAUUAAGAGUAUGCAAAAUAAUUCCUAUAAAGGUCAUAAAUUGAAACAUUUUCAAGAAUUUUUGCCAUUAAGGCAAAAAGUUGGUUUCAAUUUUGGUUUUGUUUUGGUUUCCGUGUUUUUUUUUUGUAUAUUUUUUUAUAGAGCCAAAGCUAAAGGAAAUAGGAAUUGAAAUGUACUUCAAUAUAAAUUGACUUAUAUAAGGAAUGCUAGCUUUUGUCAAUGAAAAGUAAAUUUGUAUCAUUGCACUGUAAGACUUGACAAAAGUUUCUUCAAUUGAUGCUGAUGUUUGUAUUUUAUUACCUAUACUUACAAUGUGAUAUUGAGGACGAUUCACUGAUGAUAAUGAGGAGGAUGAGGAUGAAAACUAUGUGGAAUCUGUAAGAUUGUUUAUAAGAUGUAUUAUUUUUCUUCAUUUUGUCAUUAUAUAAUGCUUGUCUAUUGUGACUGUGGCUACUUGUACAUGUAUAUGGUCCACUUUCUCCAGUGGUUGUUUCAAUUACUAUAUUGUAUAUGAUGAUGAUGAUAUGUCCACUAGGUGUUAGUAUAAUCAUUGAGAAAUUUAUAUUGAAAUCAAAUUAAUUCGAUGGCACUGCCAAAAGGCUGCCCUGUAGUCGUUUGUUAACCAUGACAAUGUGCGAUCUUAUCAAGAAUAUUUUCUGAAAAAGUAUAUGUGAUCUGUUUAUCUGAUCAAUAAAUUGAUUUUUGUGUAGAUAUUUAGCGUCGCUAUGGACUUUGCUUAAAUUAUUUUUGGGAAGUAAAGGAUUUCUGUAGCAAGGGAAGUUUUUGUUGAUUGUAAUAUUAUUUUUCUCUUUUCUUUUUUUUUGUGUAGUACAAUUUGGAUGCCACUCACAUGUCCUGAAAAGAAAUUAAUAAAAAAGAAAUAAAAAUAAAA